Messenger RNA from Cheilinus undulatus (humphead wrasse), 5254 nucleotides. RefSeq names its product apobec1 complementation factor (gene a1cf). The transcript is spliced from 13 exons. Gene Ontology annotation, cellular component: nucleus. Lineage: Eukaryota; Metazoa; Chordata; Actinopteri; Labriformes; Labridae. Gene Ontology annotation, molecular function: mRNA binding. The coding region runs from base 120 to 1964 and encodes 614 amino acids. The record is from RefSeq and is a predicted model, not a curated record.
UGUGAUCACACACGAGCCCUCAGAAUGACACGGCUCUGAUCCCAGGGAGGUGAUCUCUGAAAUUGCUCAGUGAGCACCCCUAAUUUACCUGAUUGUUGUAUCGCUGUCAAUCACACCCAAUGGAAUCCAAUCAGAAAGCAGGCAUGGAUGGACUGGCGGGGACGCAGAAGGAGGCGGCACUGCGGGCGCUCACGCAACGCACAGGAUACCAACUGCUACAGGAGAAUGGUCAGAGGCGUUAUGGUGGCCCUCCGCCCAGCUGGGAAGGCCCACCGCCAGAGAGAGGCAGCGAGAUCUUUGUGGGUAAACUACCGAGAGAUUUAUUUGAAGAUGAACUGGUUCCGCUGUGUGAAAAGUUUGGUAAGAUCUACGAGGUGAGGAUGAUGAUGGACUUUAACGGGAACAACAGAGGCUAUGCCUUUGUCACCUUCAGCACCAAACAGGAGGCUAAAGCAGCUAUGAAGCAGCUCAACAACUACGAGAUCAGAAAUGGCCGUCUGCUCGGAGUCUGUGCCAGCGUGGAUAACUGCCGUCUGUUUGUGGGUGGAAUUCCUAAAACGAAGAAGCGUGAGGAGAUCCUGUCUGAGAUGAGGAAGGUCACUGACGGGGUGGUGGAUGUCAUCGUGUACCCCAGCGCCGCAGACAAAUCAAAGAACCGAGGCUUCGCCUUCGUUGAGUACAAGAGCCAUCGAGCUGCUGCUAUGGCCCGUCGAAAACUUCUGCCAGGUCGUAUUCAGCUUUGGGGUCACGCCAUUGCUGUGGACUGGGCGGAGCCUGAGGUGGAGGUGGACGAAGACACCAUGGCAACCGUCAAGAUCCUGUAUGUCAGGAACCUGAUGCUGCAGACCACGGAGGAGACCAUCGAGAAGGAGUUUAACAGCCUCAGACCAGGUGCAGUGGAGCGGGUGAAGAAGAUCCGAGACUACGCAUUUGUCCAUUUCAAGCAGAGAGAAGACGCCAUCACAGCCAUGAACACCCUCAACGGGAAGGUGGUGGACGGCUCACCUAUCGAGGUGACUUUAGCCAAGCCGGUGGACAAAGACAGCUACGUCAGAUACACCAGAGGGACGGGGGGGCGGGGAGGGUCUCUGCUGCAGACCGACUACGCUGCCUACACUCUAGGACAGGUGUAUGACCCCUCAGCAGCGUAUCUGGGUGCGCCUGUGUUCUACGCCCCCCAGGCCUACGCUGCUCUACCAGGUCAGUUUCGCUUCCCUACCGCCAAAGCUCAUGUUGGAGGUCGAGGUUUUAUCAGGACGCCGUCUGUCAGAGAAAUUUACAUGACUGUACCUGUAGGGGCUGCCGGGGUGCGGGGGCUGGGUGGGCGGGGAUACCUGGCCUACGCUUCCGGGGUCGGAGCGGUGGGUCGAGGCGGGAGCAGUGGCGCCUCCUACGGCCUUAAGGUGGACAAGCAGGCAGAGGAGAAGCUGUACGACCUGCUGCCAGGAAUGGAGCUGACCCCGAUGAAUCCCGCCGCCAUGAGCCUCAAGGCUGCCGCCAUCAAACCUGCGCCACAGGUUCUGGAGGAGCUGUGUCAGAAGAAUAACUGGGGUCAGCCCCUUUAUCAGCUCCACUCUGCCAUCGGCCCUGACCAGAGACAGCUCUUCCUCUAUAAGAUUACCAUCCCGGCUCUGGCCACACAGUACCCCAACGUCCAUCCCUUCACCCCCGCUAAACUGUGUGCAGCUGUUGAUGAAGCCAAAGUCCACGCCGCCGAGCACACUCUGCAGACGCUUGGCCUGCAGGCAGAGGGCGCCGCAGAGGCCGGCUGUGCUACUGCUGCCACUGUGGCCUCAGUAGCCUUCCCAGGUUACACUUUGGCAGGCCCAGCGUCGUCUGCGGUCGCCUCCCAGCUGAAGCAGGCCGUGUCUCUGGGUCAAGACCUGACUGCCUACACCACCUAUGAUGGAUACCCCGCCUUCGCUGUGGCCGCACGCCACUCUGACGGGUACGGCGUUUUCUAGGGCAGCUGAAAAAAAAACUGAACAUCGGCACAUUCACACUAAACUGCCUGUUUUCACUGAGAUCAUGUUAGAAGUGUUUCCUGAUUGGUUAGAUCGAGCAUUAAUCACUGAGCCUGGAUGAUGGCGCUCUGGAACAGGAACAGUUUAGUCUGAACUGCCUUCAUGCUGCUGGCCAUGGAUGUCUAAGGCUGGCUACACACUAGACCCUUUACAGCAGCCCCUCUAUAGCUGAAGAGAACUCUACACUUCAAUCCAUCACAGAGUCUGCCUGAGUCAGAGCCUUCCUGAUCUGGAAUCAGAACAUUCCAGAUCCAUCUGCCUCUGACAGAAUUCCCAGGGCUGGAAAAUGACCUGAUGUGACGAGUUCAGGCGUGUCUGGAUGUUCAUCAGACAGAGCCGUUGUGUUCUAAACUCAUGUGAUUGGAGGACUGUCAUCAUUUUAACCCUCCUUCAAACAGAAACAGAUUAAGACCACUAAAAGCAUUCAUUUGGAACACAGCUUCUUUAACUUUAGUCUCACAACCCUGACUUCAAUCUCAGAAUCCUGACAUUAAUCCCAAAAUCCUGACUUUAGUCUCACAAUCCUGACUUUUACCUCAGAGUUCUGAUUUUAAUCUCCAAAUUUGGACUUUAAUCUCAGAAUUCUCACCUCAACCUCAGUACCCUCCCUCUUGUUCCUCUUGUUUUUAUGAGAACUUUUAAAGGUUGGUGUCUAGAAUAUUUCUCUAGUGGCCCUGAUGCUUGUCCGUCCUCUCCUCCGUGGUCUUAGAUGUGUUUCUCUCCAGUGAAGAGUGUUAAUGGUCGGUGUGUAGCCAGCUUUAUAGACAGUUAACGAUUUUGAUCUCAUCACAAAUAGAAACUUUCUAAGAAGCUGCUGGAAAAUGUCCGGACUCGUCAGGUGUCCUGACACAAAAUCGUCACUUGUAUCUCUGUGAUUGUUUUUUAUCUGAACUUCUGUGAUAAAUCAUUGAUCGAUAAAGGAACAGCCCGUGAUUGGCUGAAUAUGUGAAUGAAUGCUUCAAAUCUAUUUUACAGCCUUUUCAGGUUGUUUGCAUGUUUCUAGUUGUUUACUAUAUUCAUGAAGUCAAUCAUCUUCUUCUGGUAGAGGACCUUUUCUAAUCUGAAGCCCAUUUCACACCAUAAAUACUCAAGGAGACACCACAGUUCACACCACAGCAUCUGCAGACGAUGAUGGGUUCCCAUGGCAACACCUCUCUCAUAGCUGUGUUGCUGCUGCAGCAAAUGAAUGAGAACAGUGAUAAUAAGAUACUCUGUCUGACUGCAGCUCCUAUUUUGUCACAAAACUUUGAAAGAAACAAGAGGAUCCAGACAUCAGAGUCUGUGGAUGUUUCAUCAGAAUAAACCCAGAGAAGAUCUAAGACAGGAUCUACACAGACAUGAAGAUGCAGACGAUCUGGUCAGUUUCAAAAUAAAGUACAAUUCCCCCGUACCGGGCUCUCUCUGCUCUCUGUUAUUGUGAUGCAGGCUGUGUAGCAUGAAUGCAGCGCUGCAGACAUCUGUAGGUCUCCCUGAGCUGUAACUCUUUGGUGUGAACUGUGUUCAGAUAUCUGAAUUUUUUGUAGCUGUACAGAUGCACAUUUUAGUUUUACACUGUGAUGUUAUUUUAACCGUUUUUCCUGUCAGCCUCCAAAGCUCUGGAGAAUAACAAAGACGUGGAAAAUGUGGAGUUUUUCUGGAUGUUUAGGUUUUUUAAACUGUUCUUCCUUUCUCUCUAAUAUAUGAGACUGAUGCUUUAAUGAAGUUUUCAGUUAGUUCUGUCUUUUUAAAGCCGGGUGUAUUUGAUGUUAAAGGCUGGGUCAGCACUGGUGGAGAAACCAGCAGAGAAAGAGGUAUACUGCCAUGAUCUCAUGUGCUAGUGUGUGCACAGGUAGAUGUGCAGGUAAAUCCAUCAUUUUGUGAUUAUUUUAAAGCCCUGAAGCAGCAGCAGAUAGCAGAUCUUUGCUCUUUAGUUCUCUUUCAGAAGGAGAAACACAUUUCAGUGGAUGUUAAAGAGUUAGGGAUGUCUCCACUGUUUUUUAAAUUGAGUGAGAUCAGCUGAUACCAAUUCUCUCCAGUGUUAUGCUGCAGCUGUGAUUUUUAGUGAUUUAAACAGUGGCGCUGAGCCAAUGAGAGCCCAGCCAGUGGGGGCUGAACCAAUGGUAGCCCAGACAAUGGAGUCCAGCCAGUGCUGGAGGUCACAAACAUCCCAUAGUUUCACAAAAUUUUGAGCUCUAAGAUGAUCAGUGUUGGGUAGCGUUACUUUUGAAACUAACUCGUUAGAUUACUGCGUUACAUACUGAGAAAAGUAAUGUGUCACGUUGUUGCGUUACCUAUUUCUAAAACUAAAGCGUUAGAGUACUUUUGCGUCACUAAAUAUUAAAAUCCUUUAGCCACUCGUUCCACUUGGCGGAUGUAAAAAUGACAGAAAAUGACUACACAUCUGCAUUUGAAUAUGCAGACUGUAAUGCCAAAGUACAGUGUAAUUUACAGCCAUAAUCUGUAUGUCUGAAGCCUGAGAGCACUGCUAAUGGACAGGAAAACCUUUACAGCUCUUUAACAUGCUCACAAUUUGACAACAAGCUGAGCAGAGGCAGACAGAAUCACUCCAAUGCUGUGCGUAAUAACUGCGCGUAAUUGGAACAGCUGAUUCAAUUAAAGCAAACAGAGCUUUUAAACUUCUGUUUCACCAGGAUGCUGUUUUUGUCCCUUUCAUUCAAAAAUCCGUCGUAAUGGGGAUAAUUCCACUGUGGCCUGCUGUCCUCUUUGACAUCUCACUGGCUCAACAAGCUAACAAUGCGCGCAUAAUGGCACAGAAUGUUUACCUUCCGCUGGUAUGUGCCAACAUGACUACAGGAAGAGAGAAGGACGAAUGGAGCAGAUGCUUCAAGGAGCUUCAUUUUUUCUUUCUCCCUUUUUGAAGCCACGGAAGAGAGCAGAAAUUUGGGAUUUUUCUUUCAGUAACGGAUUACUUUUGUGAAAAUGUAACUAAUAACAGGAUUACUUGAAUUAUAAAACUAACACGUUACGUAGCUCGUUACUUGUUACUCCAAAAAAGUAAUCUGAGUACUCUACAGAUUGCUUUGUAAUGCGUUACCCCAACACUGAAGAUGAGAAACCUGUUAGCCAGGAUGCUAGCUCCUAUGUUACUUAUCCAACACACAAACAGUCCUUAACAAAUGUAUUAGCCCACCUGUCAUCUCUGUCUCAGAGACCAUCCAGCAUCAUGAAGUGCUUUAAUGCGGACUCUUUCAUUUUCAGUCAGCUCUCCACGUUUUACCAUUUUGAACAGG